Messenger RNA from Zasmidium cellare ATCC 36951, 1122 nucleotides. RefSeq lists its product as uncharacterized. Gene Ontology annotation, biological process: regulation of DNA-templated transcription. The transcript is spliced from 3 exons. Bases 1 to 1122 code for a protein of 373 amino acids. The record is from RefSeq and is a predicted model, not a curated record. NCBI's taxonomy places the organism in Eukaryota, Fungi, Ascomycota, Dothideomycetes, Mycosphaerellales, Mycosphaerellaceae. Gene Ontology annotation, molecular function: zinc ion binding; DNA-binding transcription factor activity, RNA polymerase II-specific.
AUGGAAAUCAUCAGUACAACAAGUUCUCAACGACAUUUAUGGCAGAUGACGGCACGCAAUUGGACGCGAGCAACAGCAUCCGUUGCCAUCAGUGCUCAAGGGGCUUUCUUCACACCUAUCAAGAGCCCAGGAAGGCGGAAAGCCUGCAGGCAAUGUGCUCGGUCCAAGCUGAGGUGCGAUCUAAGCAGGCCUCGUUGUGGCUCCUGUCAAGAUCGUUCCAUAUCUUGCGAGUUUUUGGGUCUGUCGCGAUCGAUAAGUUCGAGGGCGAUUGAUUCCGCUAGCUCAUCAUCUACCUCAACGACCACCGACCAGUCUUUCGUCCAUUCUAUUCAAUCGUUUGCGACACAACGACAGCGCGAGCUCACCAGCUCUAUUCCUGCUACGAUCGGGUGCGGCAGCGAGACUACACACGUUGUGCAUCUUACGAUUCGAAUUCUCAGAUCUUGGGCUCGGCAAGUAGCGAUCUAUAGACUCGAGCAGUUGCCCCCGAUGAUCCAUUCUGUGCAGCUCGAGCAUGGCACGCCGUGGCCUUUGAGAAACUGCUGUCUAUUAGCAGCGAUGUGGGCGGAUUCCGGGGACGAGGGAGGCGAACUGGUGUCCGAUUGCGUGUUGCGGGAGAUUGAGAGACUACUGACAGAAUGCUUCACAGUUUGCAAGUUACGAAAAGCAUAUGUUAUUGGCGGCUGCACAAUCUCUGCUCUUCCUGCUAACCAUAGCGCUGUUUGGCCUCGAUCCCAGCCUUGCCCUUCCUCCAUUUCAGGCUGUGAAGCUGAUCACGAGUGUUUGGGAGGUGAAAACGCAGCUUGCCGCAACGAAUCUAUGUCUAGCAGAGGAACAGAACAAUCGUGUGCCUUCGUGGUCGGAAUGGUCGAUAGUGUCGGCGAAGCGACGAACAUUGCUUGCAUUGAAUCAACUCGAAUGGGCAUGGUCGCUACUUCACGGGUACCCCGAGCUCUCAUGCCUAGAACUUGGUCCACUCCCUGCGCCGUCCGCCAAACACAUCUGGCAGGCGCCCAACGAGCGAGUAUGGGAGCAGCUUUAUCGUCGUUGGCUCCCGGGUUGGGAGGACGGACUCUUCGUGCUAUCGGAGCUAUUUAUCGACCGUCCUCGGGAGCCUCUUAG